Messenger RNA from Struthio camelus australis, 5204 nucleotides. NCBI's taxonomy places the organism in Eukaryota, Metazoa, Chordata, Aves, Struthioniformes, Struthionidae. The record is from RefSeq and is a predicted model, not a curated record.
GCCGCGAGCAAACUUCAAAAACAAGGGGAAGCCUUGCAGGCGACAGGGAGUUUUGUGGCAAAUACUGAACUGCGGGAGAAGUCGUGCUCCAUGGAGAACAUUGCAGAGCGCUGCGUAGGGAUCUCGCCUUCGGUGGCCCUCGAAAACGUACAGCACUUCAAUGCAAAAUGCUUAUGUAUGCUGCUGGAGAAUGUCAGUGGCUUAAUAGCUCAUGAUGACUUCCGUGUGGAAAUGAUACCUGAAAUAAAUGCUGCUGUGGCCACCUUCACAGAAAGUACUGAUGCUGAAGAAUUUGUCAAAAAAUGUGCAGAAAACAAGAGAAUUAAGAAAUUUAAAAUUACCGCCAGGCUUCUUGAAGUGACCCACAGCAUCAAGGCUGAAAACAUACCAGCUAGCGUUUCUAUGGACUAUAUCACUGUUUAUUUUGAGAGCACGCGCAACGGAGGUGGGCCCGUGUCGGACAUCCAGCUCCUGCCUGAGGAGCACUCGGCCAUCAUUACUUUCUGUGAUCCCAAAGAUAUAAGCACUAUCUUGGAAAAGCAGCAUUUACUUGAACGGACGCCAAUUUCUGUGCAUCCAUAUUACCAUUCCCUGGGAACAGCUCUCUAUGGAGAGGAAAGACCAACUGUCAAGAUGCCGGACCCCAUUGGGGUGCCACUAGAUCCAUAUAUCUGGCGGUUUUUACAAAGGCGGGAUAAACUGAUCCAAGAAAUAAACCAGGAAAUGGCAGUUUGCCAUUGUGAUCUGAAAUGGCCGCAGACCGAUUGUGCACAACCGGAGAUUAUGUUGUGUCCCUCAUCCUCCCUCUCUGAGCAGAAAAAGCUGAUGACUCAGUUGAUCAAAACAUGGAAGCAAGAUGCUUCUGCAGAGCUCUCACGCAUCAUGUCCCGGUACACAGCCAUCAAGUGUCAAGUAAAUUCAGCGGAUUGGGAAGAUGUGAAAGCCAGACUGGUGAAAGAUGUUGCUUUGAUUGUAAUGGAUGCCUCUGAGGAGAUGGUGGUGAUAGCUGGCAACAGAGCAGCUGUGGACAGUGCAGAGAAAGAAGUGAGGGAAUGCAUGGAAAAAGCCAUGAAAAAAAGUGAAAGGCAAAAACAGAGUAUAGAAAUUUCUGUAUCAGUGAUGUCAGGGAAGUAUGCAGUUUUGCACAAUGCUGGGCUGGAAGAGAAUAUUUACAAAGAAUAUCCAUGCUUAAAGAUCUUUUAUGAUGAUACAAAAAAAACUAUUCAGUUGUGUGGAUUACCUGCAGAAGUGUAUAAAGUCAAAGCUGACUUACUGGAAAAGGUACUGAACAUGCCAUACAAAUCAGUUAACGUUGCUCCCCAUGUUUUCCAUUAUCUACAACGUGUAGAUAAUAAAACAAUGUCAGAGAGAUUAUUUACUUUGAAAAAAAUUAAGGCUUUUUAUGAGCUUGAGGAUGAUACUGUAGUGCUGUUUGGAGACUCUCCUAAAGAUCUUCUAGAUGCAGAAAAGCAAAUAAAGACAGAUUUAGACUACAAGUGCAUUGAUCUGGAGGACUCUGAAGUCAUUAAAAAGCAAGAUUGGAGAAGUCUCGUUGUCUUCUCGUGUAAGAAGUACAAUUUUUCCCAGAAAACUGUAGUAAUUGAUGAACCUGCUGGAAAAGAAAAUAAAGUGAUCAUUACCGGCUUUUCUAAAGCCGUAGCAGAAGUUUAUCAGAACAUGUUUGAUUUUAUAGAUAGAAACACUCACAUGGAAAAAGUAAUCCCAGCUAAGUCAGUGGCAGUAGUGCAGUUCGUAGAGGAGGAAAAAUCCAGUGUUUGUCUUGAACUGGGGAAGAAAGGUGUGACAGUAUGUUUUGGCACCAAGGCACCAUCUAUUUCUCUGAGCGGACCAAGAGCAGAAGUGUCAAAGGCAGUCACCAUAUUUGAGCAAAUUCUCUCCUCGCUGCACUGUGAAAAUAGGGUAAUUGAUAAACCAGGAGCCAAAGAGUUUUUCACAGAGAGGAAAGAUCUGUAUGUUUUGGAGGCAAAGCAGAAAUACAACUGUUUGAUUAGGCUAGAAGUAGAACAAGAACAAACGAGUGAAAAAGUCGAUAAUAAAGAGAAAAGAGAGCUCCACUACAAGGAAACCCUGAAAGGUGGAGUUGUAAUAGCGGUUUAUAAAGGUGACUUGUAUAAUUAUCCAGUGGAUGUUGUGGUAAACAUAUUGAAUGAAGAUUCAAAACCUGUUGGUGGCCUUGCUGGGGCACUUCUACAAGCGGCUGGUCCAGACCUGCAAAGAGAGUAUGAGCAGCUUCUGGAGAAGCACAAGUGCUUGAAGCCUGGAUGUGCCAUCAUCACCGGCGCGGGGAAGCUCCCCUGCAAGCACGUGAUUCAUGCUGUUGGGCCCAGGUGGAGGAAAAAAGAGAUAGGAAAAUGUUUGCUCUUGGUAAGAAAGACAGUGAAUAAAUGUCUGCAGCUCGCCAAAACGUAUAAUCAUCGCUCCAUAGCUCUUCCCUGUAUAAACCCUGGGAUUUUUGGCUUCCCGCUGCAACUGUGUGCACAUUCAAUUGUAUCGUCCAUCAAGAAAACCUUGGCAGAAUCCACAGGGGACAGCAGCUUGAAGGAAGUUCAUCUUGUGGACAAUGCAGACAAAACAGUUCAAGUUCUGAGUGAGACAGUAAAACAAGUGUUUACUGCUAAAUCAUCCUCCCAGACAUCGCUGUCCCAGCCCUCUGAAAGCCAGAGCCCAAAGGAAACCCAGAAAGCCAAGAGAAAAGAGGAUCUGCAGAUGGUUACAACAAAUGAAGGACUGUGCAUCAGACUGGAGAAAAGAAAUAUCCAGGAUGCCACGACGGAUGUUAUUGUCAACAGCGUUGGCCUGGAUCUGCAGCUUGGCGUGGGACCUCUUUGCAAAGCCUUGCUGGAAAAGGCUGGACCGGGACUCCAGUUAGAGUUUGACAGGGAAAAGCAAGGACAGGUAGCUGGUCAAGGGACCGUGCUCUGCACUGGUGGAUGUAAUCUGUCCUGCAAGUCCGUGCUUCAUGCUGUUCUUCCUGGGUGGGACAGAGGAAAAGGACAGGCUCUGAAGACCCUAGAAGACAUAGUCAAUUGCUGCCUGCAGAAGACUGAAGCACUUGCACUGAAUUCGAUCACUUUCCCAGCAAUUGGAACUGGAGGAUUUGGAUUUCCGAAAUCCACCGUCGCUAAAUUAAUGUUCGAUGUAGUGUUCAAGUUCAGUAGCAGUCACGCUCCGAAGACCCUUCGGGAAGUUCACUUUCUCUUGCACCCGAAUGAUACCGAUAACAUUCAGGCAUUUACCAGUGAACUAGACUAUAGGGUAGCUGAGAAUCGCAGUGUUGCAGCACCACAGCAAACUUUCAUUGGGCCUGUUAGGACUAACGUGUUGGGAGUUCAUGAAAUGCAGAUUGGUUCUAUUACACUCCAAGUAAUUAUUGGAGAUAUUACUAAGGAAGACACAGACGUUAUUGUAAACAUAUCAAAUCCAACAUUUCAUGCCACAUCAGGGGUUUUCAAAGCAAUUAUGGAUGCUGCUGGUUCCCAGGUAGAAGGAGAAUGUGCUCAGUAUGCUGGGCAGCUUCAAAGUGGCUUUGUUACUACACAAGGUGGAAAGCUGCUGUGCAGUAAAAUCAUCCACUUGAUUCACAGUGCGGAUGUGAAGAAUCAGGUCGCCAAAGUGCUUCAGGAGUGUGAGCUUCGGAUGUACACGUCCGUGGCCUUCCCAGCAAUUGGAACAGCAUUUUUGUUGAGCAAAAAUCAGUCCACUGAGAAGAAACAACCCUUGGUUUUGGAGAAGAAAGUUGAGUUAGUCACAUUCCAGAUUUGUGGAGAAAGUCAAAAAAACGUGGAUGAUGCUGCAACCUGGAUAAUGAAUUUGAUUUUAAAGGAACAGUGUGAAAACGUUAUUUCAGAUGAGCUAAUUGAAAGUUUUGAUCAGAGACAGAUGAAGACUCUGGCAGAUCUUCAGAGAACAAAACACGUUACCAUUCAGCUUGAAAUCAACCAGUCUUCCCCGCACAUUAAAAUUUCUGGUAUUAGCCGCGAUGUCUAUUCUGUUUCUGUGGAAGUUCAAAAUAUGAUCCAAAAACUCAAGGAUACUCAGGAAGAACAAUCUAAGGCAGAACUUGUUUAUAACCUAGUCGAAUGGAGGUAUCCAGGAAGCAAUGAUACUUUUGUAGCUUUUGAUAAGCUGACAAAUAUGCAGCUGGAAGAUGCCAAAAUAGCUAAAAAAACACAUGUUACUGUCAAAAUUAAGAAUAAGGAUUACAAAGUGGAUCUGAACACUCUACACGCUAAUGAUGAUCAAGGAACAACUAUAAGGAUUCAACGUGUGCCAAAGAAUGAAGAGAAGGAGUAGAGAGAGCUGCCCACCAAGUGGGAAGACAUGAAGGAGGAGCGGGUCAGGGUGGUGAACCUCCCGCCGGCGAGUCAGGAGUAUCUGGAUGUUAAGAAGGCGUUUCAGAAAACCUGUCCCAGCCACACCAUAGAGAAGAUUGAAAGAAUACAAAAUCCCUUCCUCUGGCAGACCUACCAACUCAAAAAGAGAUCUCUGGACAUAAAGAACAAAAAUCAGAAUAAUGAGAAGUUGCUGUUUCACGGGACAGCAGGAUCCUCAUUGAGCACCAUCAAUUACAAUGGAUUUAAUCGUGGCUUUGCUGGAAAAAAUGCUGCCGCGAUUGGAAACGGAACCUACUUUGCCGUUGGGGCGAAUUAUUCUGCUCAGGAUACUUAUUCCAGACCGGAUACGAAUGGCAAAAAGCACAUGUACUUGGCUCGGGUCCUCACCGGGCAAUACUGCGCUGGGAGCGCAGGACUGAUUACUCCCCCACCAAAAAACGCAGCAGAUCCCACCGACCUGUACGACAGCGUGGUCGAUAAUGUGAAUCUUCCAACAAUGUUUGUCAUAUUCAACGACAUUCAGGCCUACCCAGAGUACCUGAUUACUUUCAGGACCUAGAAUAUUUUUAAUAUAAAGUGCCAAGGGGCUGCCUGCGAGGGCUUACUUAAAACACUUGCUCUCCGAGGCAGUAACCUUGCUCUCCGGGGCAGUUUUCUCAGGGCUCCACGGACCUUUGUAGCCGGCAGGAGUCCCAAAGGGCCUCUGCGAGCGUUGUCUCAGCCCUGCCCCGUGCCGUCGGGGCGCGCGCGGUGAGCUCCGGGGUACAAAUUCCUCAAUUUAGAGCCGUUCCUUAGGGGCGUUUGGCGCAGUUCCCUGCCUCACGGGAAUCAGAUCUUCUGCCUGCGGGA